Molecule: messenger RNA, 1212 nt
Organism: Echinostoma caproni
Lineage: Eukaryota; Metazoa; Platyhelminthes; Trematoda; Plagiorchiida; Echinostomatidae
Source: the annotation of a GenBank genome assembly
AUGUUCUCGUCUUCUCCUGCUCGCCCCCUCCCCCCCCCUCACACACACACUCCUUCGCCGUCUAAACCCAAUCCUGGGCAGAUGAGCGAGAAGGAAGAGAAAAUCAGUUUGCUCGAACGUGAAAAACAACAAUGGCGUAUUGAAUUGGAAGUACUCCAGGUCAAAUUGCAGAAUGCCACAAGUCUCUUGGAGGAUACUGAGAAUCGAUUGAAAAUGGCCACCCGGGAACGAUCUGCUCAAUUGCAUCGUGUGGCGCAGUUGGAGAACGAACGUGACGAGGCUAUUCGGGAAGCAGCCACAGUGGCUGGACGGGCUAAAAUACGUGUGCAACGAGACGCACUAAAUCGGGAACUGACAGAACUGAAACAAGUUCUGGCCGGAAGCACAGCAGAGAAUGCGGCCGAGAAACGUCAACUUCAGGCUCGUCUACGUGAACUGGAAGUGCACAAUGAGGCGCGUAUUACUGACUUUAAGUCAGAACUUGAACGAACCCGUGAAGAACUUGAACGUUUGCAAGUCGACCUGCAAACUUCCCAAACUGCAGAACGGGAACAGAAAUCGCUGAAUCAACAAUACAAAUGGAAAAUCGAUGAACUAGAGGAUCAGUUGAGCCAUUCGAAUAGGCGUAUUACUGCUCUGGAACGACGCAAUACCGAUUUGGACACCGAACUGGUUCGAGCCAAGGCAGACUUGAGUGCUUCUCGUGAGGCUGCCAGUCUACGACGUGCGGCCCGUGUACGCAUGGCUGACGAGUGGCUCCAAGCAGCAGAUGAUGACGUGACCGAUGAGGAUGAGAAGAACGCGCUAAGAAUCAACGAAAUGGGACAAGAAUCUCAAAGCGAGGAAUCCUCAGCUGCAUCUAGGCUAUCGAGAAUGGCCGCUGGACGAAACCGAUCCAGCUUCCGGGAUAUGCAAAUGUCCAAGGCCAAUUCAUUGUAUCGAUCUAAUCCAAGCAUUUUCCGCGACAGUCUCGGCUCCAUGGGUGACAAAACAUCAAUGUCACGCGGAUCUUCGAACACACUCGAUCGAAUUGACGAUCGUACCGGACCUCGUGACCCACUACGUCUCCGAGCGCUACGUACGGCCGGCUUACCCCGUUCUAGCAUGUACACGAAAGCGGACGUAAAGCAGUUUGAAACCACACAAGAGGAAAAACCUGAAACGGCAACGGAAGCUAAUAAGAAAGAAACGGCAGAGGAUAGCGAGUCCUAA